AUGGCGAGUACGAACACCUACAACAGUGCGGUGGAUCCGAAGAUACCGGUGCUGAAGGGCGAGACUCUGAAGGAUUUCACCAGGUACAAGAGGGCGGUGCAGGCGGCCGAGCUGGGAUGCGAGUCCAAGGAGCAGAAGAUCGCGCUCGAGCCCAAGCUGUACCGCAACCUCCUCGGCGCGGACAACUCGAUCAGAGUCCUGAUCGAGCAGACGGGCCCGAAGGACUAUGCCGUCGAGAAGGGCGCCGAGGUGCUGCUCAAGUUCUUUGAGGCCGAGCGCUUCGCCAAGAGCAGUUUCCGUGAGCUGCCGAAAGCCUUCGACACGCUCUUCGACCUGACGUACUUCGAGCGCAAGGGCGUGGACCCGGACAUGAAGGUAAGCUCGCACGAACUAGGGUACCACACUCUGAAGCAAGGCAGACUCGACAAGGACGAGCGCAACCUGGACGAUGACGGGUACUGGUAUGAGUGGGACGACGAGCGUGGCGUCUACGCGUGUGCUGACGAUGAGGACGAAGACGCGGACUGGGAAAGUAGUCAUCUGUUCUACAUCGAGGACGACGCCGACGCCUACCUGGCAGCAGCUGGCGGCAAGGCGGCUGGGAAGAGCUCCGGGAAGGGCAAAGGCAAGGGCAAGGACGGUGGCAAGUCCAAGAUGGUGAGUAUGGACAGCGAUCCGAUCGUGCCGGACAGGCCAGAGCUCGAGGUGAUGAUCUCAAGCGACGUCGUGCCGCCUUCCUUGAUGGAUAGCGGGGCCUCGAUUGCAGUGGCAGGACGCGGGUGGCUUGACCGCGUCGAUGCGGAGCUCGCGAAGUAUGGCCUCAAGCCAAUCAAGCUGGAGGCUCACCAGAAAUUCAACGGACUCGGCAGAACACGACGUGAAUCAAAGCAGAAGUGGAUCAUCCCGGUCGGCAUUGGGAAGAAGCAUGUGCUGCAGGACGGCCACUGGGCGGACUUCCAGGAGCUCGGGGUGCAUGGCAAGGAGCUGGUGAAGCUACCUGGCGGGCAUGCAGGCUUCGACCUCUUCGACUACGACCUCGAGUCGUACCAGUCGGAGCCCCUCUUCGAGAGGUUCCGGGUUGAGGAGAUGCAGCCCGAGCCGGAUGCAUUCCUGGUCGCGGAGGCGCUGCGGGAGUUCGAGCCAGGCUUCCAGGUGAAGGAUCACGCCGACUCUUGGGUCGCAGAGGCCCUGAAGAACGGCAGCAAGGGCAUCUUCAAGAAAGGCACGCUCAAGCGGAUCGACAAACUGAUGAAGGAGUAUUCGGUCAUUCUCGACGUACUGCGUGACAGCCAGGAGACCUUCCCGUGGGAGUUGUUUACGAAGGAGGCUCGCUUUACUCGUGUAGCCUCGAAGGGUGGUCAUGCGAACGCGACCCCCUCAGAUUUGUCGGUCGGGGUUAACUUCAACGACCCCCAGAUCCAGUCGGAUCUCCUGAUCCUGAUAAAGACCUUCGAGCCCUGGAUGGUGGACGAUUUGAUCGAGGAGUUCAGGCCGCUGGUUGAUUUUUCGGCCAAGGUUCUUCGGACUCAGCCUGAAGGCGGACGUAUCGGCAUCGGCGAGAACCCUCUCACGAGCCGCGCAUGGAACGAGAAGCCGAUCGUGGAGUUGUUGCGUUGGCACGGCGAUCGACCUCCACUGUGCGAGAUGGUCACGCUGCACCGGUGCAUGUUCGGACUGACGGACGACUACAGGACACCGAUUCGUAAGGUCCCGGAUCAGCAGACCAUGCGCACGGUGGCCAAGGAGUUCAGGCUGAGGAAGGACCUGAUUGACGUGCGCGUGCUGAGGCAGAACGAGGCCGUUCCCCUACCUCGCGUAGCUGUGCGGCGCAUAUACGCCAUGUACACUGACAAGGACGUGCUGGCCGACUUCUCCCACGCAUACGCGGACGACCCGAACUUCGCGACGGUCGAGCCAGCCACGAGGUACCCAACCGACACGGUGGUCGCGAUCUACGUGAAGGAGCCCAAGGUGAAAGCUUCGGCGACUAGCCCUUCGGACAUCGCCACGGCUCAGUGGGGCGCUCUGUGGAAGAUCCACCUGAACCUGAGCCACCCAUCCGCCCACGCUCUGAAGCGACGCCUGAAGUCCUACGGGGUGUCGCAGAAGAUGCUAGACGCAGUGGAUGAGCUGGACUGCGUCGCGUGCAAGGAGCUCGGCAGGCCCAACACUACGAGGUCAGUCAACCUGAAGCUCGACGGCAGAGUGGAACGGGCUAUCGACUCCUUCAAGGACCAUUCCCAGCGCCUGAACCGCGACGUGCAACUCACCAAGAGCGACGACCCAUCCGUGUGGACUUCGGUGAUCGCUAGCACGUGCAACAACCACAUCGGGCGGAACGGCUUCACGAGGGCCGAGCAGAUUCGCGCUGCGACGAACUGGGCGUUCCUCGAACUGGACAGCGACGACGCCGUGAGAAGGGCCACGGUUGGUCGAGUUCGCCCGCCGCGCGGGCCGUUCGUGCCGGGCCAGCUGGUGUUCUACUGGCGUGAGGUGAAGCACGUGAAGUCGAAGCGGCUCCAGGGCGAGCACGGGUGGCGCGGCCCGGCCUUUGUGCUGGCGGCCGAGGGCCACACCAGGCUGCACCUCAGCUACCGUGGGGUGCCGGUGCUCGUGGCGCCCGAGCAGGUGCGGCAUGCCUCUCGUGGUGAGGCCGAGAUGGUGGAAAACGAAGACCUCGCCAGGCAGCUGUCGCAGUGGCGUGGAGGGCCUACCCUCCAGAAGGGCUUCGUGGACGAGCGCGGGCCUGGGCCUGACGGGAGUGGCGGCCAACAUGCCAGGCGCUGCAAGAAGGACGACGGCGACUCAGACAACGAGGACGCCACGGGCGACGCGCCGGCGGCCAAGACGCCCCGGUGCUACCCGAAGUACCACCACUACCUGGAGAUGGACACGACAUGCAGGACGUCAAAGCUGAACCACUACCCGGAGAUGGAUACAAAAUGCAAGACGUCAGAGCUGAAGACAUACCCGGAGAUGGCCAUGGCAUGCCAGAUGUUACGGCUAACGACCCACCUGCACCUGCUGCAGCUGGGCAGGGGCGUGCUACGGAACGAUCUCUACCUGACGACUUCGAAGCAGAUCGCGAACGACUUCGCGUGCGUUCUGAAGCUCUCAAGCAAUCGUCUCCCGAGGAUCGAGGACGACAAGAUGGAUGACGAAGUUCUCUCCCUCAAGGUGAAGAAACGCUCGAGGGGCGCAUUUGUGGCAAGGAGGACUGACGCCGCGAAGAAGCAGGUUGCCCCGAAGAAAGGUCGGGAGCUUCGCAGCAUCCCGCCAGAAUGGAAGGCGGCAUUCUUGGCGAGCGACCUGGAGGCGAAGUCGCGGAACAUCGUCCCGGGCUACAAGGACAAGCAACUGCUCGCGGGCGAGCUGCAGACGAACGCGCCGACGCUCACGGACACGGCCACGGCGGUGAUCACCCAGGAAGCUGCCAGCCAGCCAGGCUGGAGCCUCGAGCAGGGCGACGUAGAUUCGGCAUUUCUGAAUGGGAGAUAUAUCUCGACUGCUCCAGGGGGGCAUCGCGACGCCACCCUAUCGCUUCCCGGGGCUUCGAGAUCCAAGCUGUGCCCGGCCCUCUUCAUCUUCCACGAUGAGAAGGGGAAGCUGAUCAGUCUGAUAGGGACGCACGUCGACGACGACCUCGUCGCGGGGUCGCCCAAGUUCUUCGCGAAUCAGGUGGCCAAGCUGAGGAAGGAGUACACGGAGAGCAUCGAGAAGAUUCACAUCUCGGCCGAACGUCGAAAAACAAAGGAGGCGAAGGCCACGUUGGAGGAAAGGGCGAUGCUCCACAGCGGCAAGGGCCAAAUCCAGUGGCUGGUCCGUUCUACGCGGAUGGACUUGGCGCCCCGGCUGGUGGAAAGCCAGGCUAGGGCUCACGACAGCGACCUGACGGUGCAAGAUCUGCUGGACUAUAACAAGCUCGUGAGCGAUGCCAAGACCGACCACGUGGAGGGCAUGGUCAUCUUGUUCGGGGGCAACGCCGACGAUCAGUUCCUACGCGGGAGGCCUGCCAAGGUCACCCCGAUGCUGUGGCGAUCACGUCGCAUCAAGCGGGUAGUAUGGAGUACCCUGGCAGCCGAGACGAUGGCAGCUCUGGAGGCGGUCGAGAAUGGCGACAUGCUGAGGCAGCGCCUGAUGGAGUUGCACCACGGGCUGGGUUACUGGACGCACAUGGACGACGUAAAGGCGAUCAAGAUGGUGGGGGUCACUGACUGCAAGUCGCUUUACGACCUGCUUCAGAAGCGAGGGACGGUUCCGUCCGAGAAGCGGCUGCUCAUCGACAUCGAGUCGCUCAGGAACGACAUUGAAUUCAACAGCGUGGUGAGCAAGUGGGUGAACACCAAGCAGAUGCUCGCCGACUGUCUUAGCAAGCAAGACGUCCGCGCAGGCGACUACAUGAGGUAUGUGCUCCGGACGGGCGAAUACCGUUUGACGGAGGACCCCAUGGCAGAGCAGGUCAUCUCUGAGCAAGGGAUGGAGCUGAAGGGUCGCAGGGGCGAGUACUACCGCUCGAAGUAUCCUCGUCGACAUCGACCUGCUGACCAGACUUUUGUACGAGAAGGCUACCCGCACUUCGAGGACUGCAUUGCGGACCUGGGGUACAAUGCGCAUGCGGCUCGACCUGCUCCCAAGCACUACCUCCGUUGGCGGAUGAUGCUGGGCCAGCGCGAGGACGACAUCCACUACGAGAAGCUGAAGGAUAUGGUCGACUGGUCAGGGCUGGACCAGGUGGCGAAGCGUCGGAGGAUUCCGACCCAAGCGCGUAAACUGCUGACGAUAUACGCGCGGACCAAAGAGGCUCUCGAGCGCUACGAGAAGGACUUCACGGAGACGCACAACCUGAAGAAGACGGACAUGACCAAGGAUAUCGAGCACCACGAGAACACGAAUGUAAUUUCGGACGAGGGUGUACUUGUGGAGUCGGACGAGAGUCAGAAUACAGACGGUACUGCAGACCUGGACGACGCGAAGGAGAUCUACAUGACGGACGCCGCAGGUGCUGAGACCGAGGAGAUCGGAGGAGGCGCCGCUGGAGCUGGCACAACGCUGGUGGCGUGUGCGGUGUGCCGGAUGGUUGUAGACCAAUGCGAGUGUCAGCCGAGGACUCGCAAGAAGGCCAACCACAACGUCCCCGUCCCCAAUGACGGCGAUGAGUGGGUCGAGGUUCCAGGCGAGACUGAGAAGUCCAGAGAAUCGACGUCCAAGGGGAAGACGACGGAAUUGCCGAUGGAUAAGGCUCGCAAGCUACAUGAGCGCUUGAAGCAUGCAUCCUACAAGCAGGUGGAGCACGACCUCGAUGACGUGCUGGAGGACGAUAUCCUUGAGGCGUACCAGCUGGUGGUCGCAAGAUGCAGCAAGUGCCGUCGAGCUAGUUGCGACACGGAGGAUAUCCCCAAGGGCAAGGGCAACGAGACAGGAAAAGGAAAGUCACGGAGUACUUGCAGAGUUGACCCAGACGGAUGCAUACAUCCAGCGGAUCAGCUCACGACUGUUGGCACCAACCAGUACAAGGAGAAGGUGCGCUGCCGCCUUUGUGACACUCUGCUCGUGGAUCGAGACACGAAGCGGUGGUCCGAGGAGAAGGAGCUUCGCGCGGAGGUCAAGGCUAUUCGCCUAGAGAAGCAGAAGCAGGAGCUCUUGAGCCGGUCGAGAGCACCGACGGCCGGACGAUCCUCGACAAAAUAA
Messenger RNA from Prorocentrum cordatum, 5688 nucleotides. Lineage: Eukaryota; Dinophyceae; Prorocentrales; Prorocentraceae. The record is from the annotation of a GenBank genome assembly.